This is a messenger RNA of Aptenodytes forsteri (emperor penguin), 2319 nucleotides long. RefSeq names its product adaptor protein, phosphotyrosine interacting with PH domain and leucine zipper 1 (gene APPL1). Gene Ontology annotation, biological process: signaling. Bases 73 to 2199 code for a protein of 708 amino acids. Gene Ontology annotation, cellular component: cytoplasm; endosome membrane. The record is from RefSeq and is a predicted model, not a curated record. Gene Ontology annotation, molecular function: identical protein binding. NCBI's taxonomy places the organism in Eukaryota, Metazoa, Chordata, Aves, Sphenisciformes, Spheniscidae. The transcript is spliced from 23 exons.
GGGGUCCAGUCAGCUGGGCGUGCUGUGGGGUGCGGGAGCUGCAACGGCGCAGAGUCAACCCCGGCGGCCGCCAUGCCCGGCAUCGACAAGCUCCCCAUCGAGGAGACGCUGGAAGACAGCCCCCAGACCCGGUCUUUGCUGGGAGUAUUUGAAGAAGAUGCUGCUGCAAUUUCCAAUUACAUCAAUCAGUUAUUUCAAGCCAUGCACAGAAUAUAUGAUGCACAGAAUGAAUUAAGUGCAGCAACUCAUCUGACUUCAAAGCUUCUGAAGGAAUAUGAGAAACAGCGUUUUCCACUAGGGGGAGAUGAUGAAGUUAUGACUUCCACUUUACAGCAAUUUGCAAAAGUGAUAGAUGAGCUCAGCUCUUGCCAUGCAGUACUUUCAACUCAACUUGCGGAUGCAAUGAUGUUUCCUAUUAGCCAGUUUAAAGAAAGGGAUCUAAAAGAGAUAUUAACUCUAAAAGAAGUUUUCCAAAUUGCAAGCAAUGACCAUGAUGCUGCCAUUACCAGAUACAGUCGGUUGUCAAAAAGAAGGGAAAAUGAAAAGAUCAAGGCUGAAGUUACAGAAGAUGUAUAUACUUCCAGGAAAAAACAGCAUCAGACUAUGAUGCAUUAUUUCUGUGCAUUAAAUACUCUUCAGUACAAAAAGAAAAUUGCUAUGCUAGAACCCUUGCUAGGAUACAUGCAAGCUCAGAUAAGUUUUUUUAAAAUGGGUUCAGAAAAUCUUACUGAGCAAUUGGAAGAAUUUUUGACCAAUAUUGGCACAAGUGUACAGAAUGUUCGCAGGGAAAUGGAGUGUGAAGUAGAAAACAUGCAACAAACUAUAGAAGACUUGGAAGUAGCUAGUGAUCCACUGUAUUUGCCUGAUCCUGAUACUACGAAAUUUCCUGUUCAUAGAAAUCUAACACGGAAAGCUGGCUAUCUCAAUGCAAGAAAUAAGACAGGGCUGGUAUCUUCCAGUUGGGAGAGACAAUUUUACUUCACUCAAGGUGGAAAUCUGAUGAGCCAGGCAAGAGGCGAUGUAGCUGGGGGACUUGUCAUGGAUAUAGACAAUUGUUCUGUAAUGGCUGUGGACUGUGAAGACAGACGGUACUGUUUUCAGAUAACAUCUUUUGAUGGCAAAAAGUCGUCAAUCUUACAGGCAGAGAGUAAAAAAGAUUAUGAAGAGUGGAUAUGCACCAUAAACAACAUAUCUAAGCAGAUAUAUCUAAGUGAAAACCCUGAGGAAAUUGCUGCACGUGUAAAUCAGUCAGCUCUGGAGGCUGUUACUCCAUCUCCUUCCUUUCAGCAGAGGCAUGAGAGCAUGCGGCCAACUGUACAAUCUCGUCCUCCUGCAGCUCGUACUAGCAGCACAGGGUCACUGGGAUCUGAAUCAGCAGCUUUAUUCGCACUUUCCUUGGAUUCACUUGUUGCCCCUGACACUCCUAUACAGUUUGACAUAAUAUCUCCAGUUAGUGAAGAUCUGCCUGGUCAAGCAAAAUCUUCAGGGCAGUCGGGCAGACGCACAAAUCCUUUUGGUGAAUCUGGAGGCUCAAAAUCUGAAACAGAAGAUUUGAUUCUUCAUCAGUUAUUUAUUGUAAGAUUUCUUGGCUCUAUGGAGGUGAAGUCUGAUGAAAGUCCAGAUGUUGUUUAUGAAACCAUGCGUCAAAUACUAGCAGCUCGUGCCAUCCAUAACAUUUUCAGGAUGACAGAAUCACAUUUAUUAGUCACUUGCGACUGUUUAAAGUUAAUUGAUCCACAGACACAAGUUACAAGACUACGAUUUCCUUUGCCCAGUGUAGUCUUGUAUGCUACGCACCAGGAGAAUAAGCGCCUUUUUGGAUUUGUGCUUAGAACUUCAGGAGGGAGAGUCGAGAGCCGCCAAACUUCCGUCUGCUAUAUAUUUGAAUCAAAUAAUGAAGGGGAAAAGAUUUGUGACUCUGUUGGACUGGCAAAACAGAUAGCUUUUCAUGCAGAACUGGAUCGAAAAGCAUCAGAAAAGCAAAAAGAAAUAGAUAGAGUCAAAGAGAAACAACAAAAAGAACUGAAUAAACAAAAACAAAUUGAAAAGGACUUAGAGGAGCAAAGCCGGUUGAUCGCUGCUUCCAGCAGAUCGAACCAGAGCAGUGGAGAAGGACAAUUUGUAGUCCUUAGCAGUAGCCAGUCGGAAGACAGUGAUUUAGGAGAAGAUGGAAAGAAGAAGAGAGAAUCUGAAGCCUAAGAUUGUCUACUUUAUUAAAAUUGGAAUCGUGGCUAUCCCUGGUGAAAUGGCACAAGUUCUACAAGAAGUGAAAUGUAGGUGGAGGGUCUGUUGUAUUAUAUAAAAGACUUCACAAUAUGU